AUGUCUACUCCACCGGAAUCUCCAACUAAAGCUCACUUGCCAGGUACUGUUUUGGUUGCUGAUGAGCCGCAAUAUCUACCUGAAACUCAUCUACACGACAAGCCAGAUGUGCUGAAAUCUGUGCCUGAAGCUAACCUCCACAAUAAAUCAGAUUUUGUGAAAGAUCUAAUGUUUUGGCGAAAUAAGCGUCUGAACGUUCUAGUUUUACUGGUAACAACAGCAACAUGGGUGGUGCUAGAAAUCUAUGGAUACAAUUUCAUCACUGUAGCUUCUUGGGUGUCCAUGGCACUUGUGUCUUUCAUGUUCCUUUGGGGCAGUACUCACAGGAUCCUCAGAAAAGAGGAUCCAGACCUGUCAGGAAUGGAAAUUAGCGAGCAGUCAGCCAUGGAGUCUGCAAAGCUACUUCGAGAACAAGUCGAGAAAAGUGUUCGAUUAAUAUUUUGUGUUGGUGCAGAGAAAGAAUGGUUUGUGUUUGCCGGGGUUGUUGCUUGUCUGUAUGCAAUGUCCUUGGUAGCAAACUGCUUUGAUUUGCUUACGCUUUGCUACAUUGGUGUUGUAGGGGGGUUGACUGUACCUGUGAUUUACGUGAAAUACGAGCAUAAAAUAAGGGAAUAUGGAGAAAGAUUCAAGAUGAAACUACAAAGAUUGCAUAUCAAGAUUGAGGAGAUUAUGCAGAAAAUGAAGAAAAAGAUGGCUGGAGAACACAGAGAGAUGAAAGAGAAGAAGAUGGAGUAG
Messenger RNA from Fraxinus pennsylvanica, 735 nucleotides. NCBI's taxonomy places the organism in Eukaryota, Viridiplantae, Streptophyta, Magnoliopsida, Lamiales, Oleaceae. The record is from the annotation of a GenBank genome assembly.